Arabidopsis thaliana (thale cress) is the source of this 1352-nucleotide messenger RNA. RefSeq names its product Integrase-type DNA-binding superfamily protein. Gene Ontology annotation, biological process: regulation of DNA-templated transcription. The coding region runs from base 224 to 1042 and encodes 272 amino acids. The record is from RefSeq and is marked reviewed. NCBI's taxonomy places the organism in Eukaryota, Viridiplantae, Streptophyta, Magnoliopsida, Brassicales, Brassicaceae. The transcript has a single exon. Gene Ontology annotation, molecular function: DNA-binding transcription factor activity; DNA binding. Gene Ontology annotation, cellular component: nucleus.
UGAUCUCAAUGGGCGGCUUAGCUUAUGGUGUUAUAUAAGCAAAGAACUUGGCAUCAAGCGAAACCAAAAGCGACAGAAAAAAACAAAUAUUUAGAAACAAAAAAUGCUAUAAUUCUUCCUUUUUCUUGUUCUUUCAGAGAUUUUGAUUUCUAUUCAAUCGACUAAGAGGGUGUGUUUUUAAUCCCUCUCUGUUUUAAUUUUGUUUCCUAGUCUUUAAAGAUCCAUGGCAGCCAUAGAUAUGUUCAAUAGCAACACAGAUCCUUUUCAAGAAGAGCUCAUGAAAGCACUUCAACCUUAUACCACCAACACUGAUUCUUCUUCUCCUACGUAUUCAAACACAGUCUUCGGUUUCAAUCAAACCACAUCUCUCGGUCUAAACCAGCUCACACCUUACCAAAUCCACCAAAUCCAAAACCAGCUUAACCAGAGACGUAACAUAAUCUCUCCAAAUCUAGCCCCAAAGCCUGUCCCAAUGAAGAACAUGACCGCUCAGAAACUCUAUAGAGGAGUUAGACAAAGGCACUGGGGAAAAUGGGUAGCUGAGAUCCGUUUACCCAAGAACCGGACCCGACUCUGGCUUGGAACUUUCGACACAGCUGAAGAAGCAGCCAUGGCUUAUGACCUAGCUGCUUACAAGCUAAGAGGCGAGUUCGCGAGACUUAAUUUCCCACAGUUCAGACACGAGGAUGGAUACUACGGAGGAGGUAGCUGUUUCAAUCCUCUUCAUUCCUCUGUCGACGCAAAGCUCCAAGAGAUUUGUCAGAGCUUGAGAAAAACAGAGGAUAUUGACCUCCCCUGUUCUGAAACAGAGCUUUUCCCGCCAAAAACAGAGUAUCAAGAAAGUGAAUAUGGGUUCUUGAGAUCUGAUGAGAAUUCGUUUUCAGAUGAGUCUCAUGUGGAAUCUUCUUCGCCGGAAUCUGGUAUUACUACGUUCUUGGACUUUUCGGAUUCUGGAUUUGAUGAGAUUGGGAGUUUCGGGCUGGAGAAGUUUCCUUCUGUGGAGAUUGAUUGGGAUGCGAUUAGCAAAUUGUCCGAAUCUUAAACAAAGCAAAGAGAAGACUUUUUCUUUUAGGAGUUUGUCUUUCAAUUUCAGUGUCUUAUAUUAAUCUCUCUGCAACUGAAAUUUUUAACAGUUGCGGAGAGAAUCGUCUCUAGGGUUUGUUUCUCUUCCUCCAUGUUUUGGUCUGACUGGUUUAUGUCUUUUUUUUUUUUUUGAACUUUCAAAAACCUUUGUCAUUGACCAAUCGGAGAAGUUUCCAUGUAUUCUCUCAUCUUUAAAUUUCUAAUGAAGAAUGUAAAUUAUUAGUCUUUUGCUGAUAGUGUUUUUGGUCAUUAUAAAAAUAAGGUUUGCA